AUGGCGUGGUCGUCGCCGGCGCUACCGCUGCUGCCGGGUCUGGGCAGCGCGCAGGCCUCGUGGGUGGGGUCUCUGCCGUCGCUGGGGGCGGCGCUGGGCCCCUGGCUGGGCGGCUGGGCGGCGGACCGCGCGGGCCGCCGCACCGCGGCUCUGCUGUCGGCGCUGCCGCUCGCCGCCUCCUGGGUGGCGCUGCUCUUCGUCCGGCAGCAGCCGCUCUGGCUGUGCGCCGUGCGCUUCUUCUCCGGCAUCGGCGUCGGGCUCGUCUACGCCGUGCUGCCCAUCUACUCCGCGGAGAUUGCACAGGCAGACGUCAGAGGGGCCUUAGGUUCACUGAUGCAGACGUCUAUAACAGUGGGCUUCAUGAUCGACUACUGCGCCGGGCCGUUCGUGUCGUACACGACGCUGGCAGCCAUCGGGCUGGCGACGCCCCUCUUGUUCGUGGCGUGCUUCGUCUGGAUGCCGGAGUCGCCCUACUACCUGUUGGCUGUCGGGGACGAAGCCGCGGCGGAGCGAGCCCUGCGCUGGUUACGCGACAUCAAUCAAGACGUCAUCUUCGAGCUCCGUGAGAUAAAGAAAGCCGUGGAAGAGUCUCGGCUGUCGGAGGGCUCGCUGCUGGCUGUGUUCCGGACGCGGCGGUCGCGCCGCGCGCUGGCCAUCUCGCUGGGCGUGGUGUGCGCCGAGCAGCUGGCGGGCAUCAAUGCGGUGCUCUUCUACACGCAGAGCAUCUUCGACGCCGCGGGCGGCGACGUGGACAGCCGCGUGGCGCCCAUCAUAGUCAGUGGCGUCAUGCUGCUCGUGUCGUGCCUCGUGCCCUUCCUGGUGGACCGUCUCGGCCGCAAGUUCCUGCUCAUCUUCUCCUCCACGGGCAUGUCUCUCGCCCUGGUAAGCCACCAGUCCUAG
This is a messenger RNA of Schistocerca piceifrons (Central American locust), 900 nucleotides long. RefSeq names its product sugar transporter ERD6-like 4. Gene Ontology annotation, cellular component: membrane. The record is from RefSeq and is a predicted model, not a curated record. Bases 1 to 900 code for a protein of 299 amino acids. The transcript has 3 exons. NCBI's taxonomy places the organism in Eukaryota, Metazoa, Arthropoda, Insecta, Orthoptera, Acrididae. Gene Ontology annotation, biological process: transmembrane transport. Gene Ontology annotation, molecular function: transmembrane transporter activity.